AGAAAAAAGGUGGGACAAUGUCGUGGAAGAGAGUAGGAUUGCAAAGCCACGCAAUCUCCGGUCAAAUCAGUGCCGGAAAAGAAUCAAAUUCCAGCCGCAUAAGUCAUUUGUAGCGUACGCGUUUCAAACACAUCCCACCCUGGACUGGAACACUUUCACAACCAACGCAUAUAGUAUAGUAUCAAUUGAAAAAGGAAAAGAUCACUGUCUCAGCAUUGACUCAAUCCUGUUCCGGCGCCGCGCCGUUCAUCUUCACCGUUCGAUCAUAGUCGGAAAAAUGUCAUGCAAUUGCCAAAGCGCGACUCCUACGAUUCGUACAGUCACCAUACCCUACUCCCACCUCAAAGAUAAGAAUGUUGAUUUGUCAGCAAAGAUUGAAGAAGGCUUUGGACCCAAUGGGUUGGGAAUCCUGUCAAUAUCAGACGUUCCUGGAUACUCUUCGUUGCGUCAAAAUCUGCUACGUCUUUCACCUAGAUUAGCCAGUCUACCUGAAGAUGUGAAGAAAGAACUCGAAGAUCCUAACAGUAGGUACAACUUCGGAUGGAGUCAUGGGAAAGAGAAGCUUGAAUCUGGAAAACCAGACAUAUUAAAAGGCUCCUUCUAUGCGAAUCCAAUAUUAGAUAGACCUACAACUGAUAUGGCCCUCGUUCAACGGUAUCCAUCAUAUUGUGGCUCGAAUAUAUGGCCGGAUAGGGCUCUUCCAGAACUUGAAGUGGCUUUCAAAGCUCUUGGGAAGCUGAUUCUGGAUGUGGGGUUAAUGGUGGCAUAUCAUAGCGAUAAAUAUGUAUCCAGAGGUAUGAAAAUGCACGAGGAUGAAGGUCUUGAACAGAUACUUAAUCGCUCUCGGUGUCAUAAAGGUCGCUUGCUUUAUUAUUUUCCUUCCAUUCAGAGUAUUUAUACUGAAGAUCAUGGCUCCAUGUCAUCUUGGUGCGGGUGGCAUACUGAUCAUGGUUCCCUCACAGGUCUUACCUGUGGCAUGUUUAUGAAAGAUGCUGUAGAAAUACCUUGCCCUGAUAGUGCUGCUGGCCUUUAUAUCAAAACACGAACUGAUCAAAUAGUCAAAGUGGUUUUCGGAGAAGAUGAAAUAGCAUACCAGAUUGGUGAAACCACUGAAAUACUAUCAAGAGGUCAUCUUUGUGCAACGCCACAUUGCGUCCGGGCACCUAAAGGGAAGGACGUUUCUGGCAUUGACCGUUCAACGUUUGCCCUAUUCAUGCAGCCUGAUUGGGAUGAAAAGCUUAAUUUUCCUGAGGUGGUCCAUAUCCAUCAAGAGCUGAUCUCAGCUCAUGGAUCUCUUACUUUUGGAGAGUAUACCGAAAAGCUCCUUGACAAGUACUACCACUUCAAAACUAAAGCUCCUACAGACUGAAAAACUCCAACAUAUGCAUUUGUACAGUUCCUGUAUAGGGGGGAGUACAACCUGCUGCAGACUAUCCACUACUUGUGAUGCAUACCUUCUUUUCUUUGCAUGAUUAGAUUCUUGGUUCCCAGUUUAUUUUCUCUGUUUUAUACCUGUUCAUGAACUACAUAUUAGACCUUGGGAAAGGAAAAUGUAAAGUUUCCCAGCUGCAGAAUCAGCUAGGCAAUAAAAGAAUUUCCAUUCAGAUUCUCA
Rhododendron vialii is the source of this 1612-nucleotide messenger RNA. RefSeq lists its product as uncharacterized. The record is from RefSeq and is a predicted model, not a curated record. Lineage: Eukaryota; Viridiplantae; Streptophyta; Magnoliopsida; Ericales; Ericaceae. The transcript has 15 exons. Bases 278 to 1369 code for a protein of 363 amino acids.